AUGCGAAGCGGACGAGUGCGAAGGAGAGUGGUGUGGAGGCGAGCAAGCAAGGAAAAGGAAGAGAGAGGCAGAGACGACAAAGGCGGGCUUCCAACCGGCCGGGGAAGCUUCGAGUCGGCUACGAAAUGCGGAUUCCGGUGCGCGAAAGUUGCCGAUGUUAGACCCGUGAAAGGCGCCGACUUCCGAUCCACCUCGAAUCGGGAAACCAGCCCUCGUGCGAUCGCGCAGCUCCUCGCCAAGAUCAAGCAGCUCGUGCAGACCAAUGCCGCUGUGGCUCGGGCAAACACUGUGACUCGGCGCCGCUUGCUCGGAGGCCUCAUCACGCCGUCGAACUCGGGCGGCAAUCGGAGCCAGCUCAGUGCGUCUCCCGCGAGCCUGUCGUCACCCUUGCGCAACCGGAGGGCGCCGAGCAACCGUCCCGUCAUCGAGCAUCGCAAUACCAUCCGAGCUGCGAUCCGCAGGACCAGUCCCAAUCCCUCGGAGAUGCAGAACAGCCGCACCCUAAUCCACGCAUCUAUGAAAGUGCAAUUCAAUCUGCAUGAUACACCGGGCCGAAUUAUCCGCAACCGUCCCACCGUGUUUCCCACCGGUACCACUCAAGUGGAUCGUGAUGAAUUUGGCCGAGGUUGGGGUCAUGGCCGCCUUUCAGCUCCGCCAGGAGUUGACAUCGGCGCCAAUCUCGGCGAGGAGAACACCGGCGAAGGAAUCCUGGCGGAGAUCGCCACUAGGGGAGCUCUAGGCACGCAAAGCGGACAGGAGUCGUGCAGAUUCGCAUCAGCACCCUACGGACAAGGCAAGGUAGCGGUGGUGUUCAGCGACGUAAAGUUCGACGACAAGGCAGCGGUGUGGAGCUUGCUUGCGGACCCGCAGUACCAGCGCGUCGUGGUCGUCACCUCCGGAAUCAACAAGCACAGGAAUGCGGCUCAGGAGCUGGUGAAUUUCGUUGACCGCCAGAACGACCACCUUGGCUCUCGAGACCUCAAAGAUAAGCUGAAGAUCAUGCAAGGCGGCAAUCCCUUGGGCGUGGACGCUCCGCACGAAGUUUGGUACGACGGCGUCCCAGCCAUGCGGAUUCCGCGACUGAACGCGCGUGACAUGCAUCGAGAGCUUGCCGGCAAAGAGGUCGCCAUCUUCCAGAUUGCACCGGCCCAACUCGACGAUGUCAGGCUCGUUAUCGACAGCGCCGACCACGGAACCGUUCAGAGUCUGAUGCUGCUCCACGGCUAUAACAGCCGCCAGGCUGACAUGGCCGCCCAGGAACGCUUCAUUCUCCAGCUGCGACCGCUCGUCAAGAGGAACAACCCGCAAGGCGAGGUGUACUUCACGUCUUCAUUCCAGUCGUACGCGGCCAAGGACGGCGGAAAGCAACCGCUGGAAUGGGUCGCACAACGAUUCGCGCCGUACGACGUUGAUCAGGCCAUGCGAGACCCGUUCUGGUCUCAGCAGAUUCGUGCAGGAAGUCAGUUUCUGCCGUCAGGACACCAAUCGCCGCUUCCCCUCCACAGUAGAGAAGGUUUGGACAGGUACAUCUUCGAAGCCCGGCGCGAGCCCGCAAGAUACGCUGCCCGACGACAGGCUAUCUACCACCAUGUCAACGCCAUCUUGAACAGCAUGUCUGCCGAGCAGAAGGAGCAGAAAGCUCGACUCGUAGGCCGACUGGAAAACACCUUCAAGCCGGAAUUCGGUGGUGCAAGAACAACGAUCGAAAUGGCUGACGCCGCACACAUUGCGCAUUUCCAUCGCGCCCAGGCUGCCGACGGCGCUGGUGGUGUCUGGGCGAGGUAUGAGCGCGGUGUCACUGCACCGGGCUCGGCGGCAGGCUUCCAGGAAGUUGCGCAUCCCGCACAUGCUGACGGCGUCCUUCUCCAAGGUGGACACACCGCCAUGGAUCGUGCGUGGAUCGAUCAGCUGGUGAGAAACGUGCGUGGCUGA
Moesziomyces antarcticus is the source of this 1932-nucleotide messenger RNA. RefSeq lists its product as uncharacterized. NCBI's taxonomy places the organism in Eukaryota, Fungi, Basidiomycota, Ustilaginomycetes, Ustilaginales, Ustilaginaceae. The transcript is spliced from 3 exons. The record is from RefSeq and is a predicted model, not a curated record. Bases 1 to 1932 code for a protein of 643 amino acids.